CUUUACCAUCAGUGUAAAACAGUUGACAAAACAGCACAAUGGUUUAAAUAUCUAAUGCUUAUCGUGAUCAUGAAUCUGGGUGAUGGUUUAUGAAUGAUGGUGAUGACAGCAUCCUCCUCGACUGUCGCUCCCAUGUUCUAACACCUGCGCAGCUGCCGGUAAUUCAUACAAUUUUGUCUGAUGCGGAUCGCUGCUGGCUUCACUGUCUAUACCCAAUGGUCUGUACGGACGAACUGCCACCAUUUUAAACUCUUUGAAGACAAACUUGGAAAAUAUAAGAAUAUGCUAUUUGUGAGCACGCUGUUUAUUGAGGAUUACAGACAUCUAAAAAGCAGAGUCGUUUGGUUGGGGUUGCCUUUGUUUCCUGUUGAGAGAGUAGAGGACUGAUGCUGCGUCGAACACCCUCCUCAUCAGCAGAGCCGAUGAUAAACAUUUAAAUUGUCGGAUGAUCGAACCUGAGCGGAAGAUCUCCGAGGCUCGCUCUUGGACCAUCCACUCAUCUGUAAGGUCCUUUAUAAAUAAAUAAAUAAGGGGACGGGAUAUUGUUUAAAUAGGAUAAGGCAAUUACCAGAUGAAACCCCACUACAGGGCCUCAACGUAAAGAACCGGUUUAAACCGUCAAUAACCAUUGGACAGAGUCUGCCAUAGGGGAGAUAUCAAAAACUCAGUAGCACACACACACCAUCAUUCCUGAUGGCGCUUGAAGACUCUUCCUUCCCCUCGCGGCCAGAGUCCCUCCCUCUGCCCGUGGUGGAGAAAGGGAAGGGACCAGUGGAAGAGGCUAGCGAGGUGACGGCCUCCACCGGAGUGUUUGAUGUGUCUGAGGAUCUGGGCCAUGUGGUUACCACGGAUACCGCCCAGCCUGGCGUUAACAGAUCGUGGAAGUCCAAGUUGGCAGAGAGGCAGGCCAAUGCAGCAUCCGAGGAGUACGUUAAGAAGCUGCCUCGGGUGGUGGAGAAGGAGAGGGGUAGAUUUGGCUGGGCCAAGAGACGUAAGACUCAGCGCUAUGUGGAGAAGAAUGGUCGCUGUAACGUUUCACAUGGCAACAUGAGGGAGACGUACCGUUAUCUGACAGAUAUCUUCACCACGCUGGUGGACCUCAACUGGCGCUGCUCUCUCUUCGUCUUCGUCAUGGCCUAUGCCAUCACCUGGCUCUUCUUCGGGGCCAUUUGGUACCUGAUAGCCUACCUCCGAGGCGAUCUAGAUCAUCUGGAGGAUGAGACAUGGACACCGUGCGUCAACAACGUGAACGGCUUCAUCUCUGCCUUCCUCUUCUCCAUCGAGACAGAGACCACCAUUGGUUACGGCCACCGUGUCAUCACUGACCAGUGUCCAGUGGGCACCAUGCUACUCCUGCUCCAGGCCAUACUAGGAUCUAUGGUCAACGCCUUCAUGGUGGGCUGUAUGUUUGUGAAGAUCUCUCAGCCCAAUAAGCGCGCGGAGACCCUGGUGUUUUCUAAGAAUGCAGUGAUCUCUCUGAGAGACGACAGACUGUGUCUGAUGUUCCGGGUGGGGGACCUGCGCAGCUCGCACAUUGUUGGAGCCAACAUGAGGGCCAAACUCAUAAAGUCUAAACAGACUCAGGAAGGUGAGUUUAUCCCUCUGGACCAGACAGACAUCAGUGUGGGUUUUGAGACUGGGGACGACCGCCUGUUUCUGGUGUCUCCACUGGUCAUCUCCCACGAGAUCGAUUGCCGCUCGCCCUUCUGGGACAUGUCUCAGGGCCAGCUGGAGAAGGACGACUUUGAGAUGGUCGUCAUCCUGGAGGGAAUGGUGGAGGCCACUGGUAUGACGUGCCAGGCGCGAAGCUCUUACCUGGCAGACGAGGUCCAGUGGGGUCACAGGUUCAGUCCGAUGAUGUCACUGGCCGAAGGCUUCUUUGACAUUGACUAUGGCGCCUUCCAUCAAACCUUUGAGGUGGACACUCCCUCCUGCUCAGCGCACGAACUCUCAUUAGCUGCGGCCCGAUUGGAGGCUCAUCUCUAUUGGUCGAUCUCCAGUAAACUGGAUGAAGAGAAAUGGGAGGGAUCUUCUCUGACCAACCAAUCAGGGAAGCAGCUAGACAAUGGGAAAGGAGGGGUCGUCGGCCCCGUUUCAUUUACUGUUGGUGAGAUCACUGGAAUAGAAGAACAAUCCGGACCAGGGGAGUUGAAUGGAAGUGUCACCACUGACCAGUCAGAAUCAGAGGCCUAAAGUAGAUUGGGGCACCCUAUCCCCUAUGCAGUGCACUUAUUUUGAGCAGAGCCCUGGUCCACAGUACUAUAAAUAUCAUGACAGGAUGAACCACAACUGCAGUACUGUAAAUGUACUUUUAGCUAAUGUAUAACAUACAGCCAUAGAACAUUUUUCCCCAAGGGAGAGUUGGGUGGUUUAAAUGGUCCAUUUUGCUCCUUCUUUGCUGUGUUGGAUAACAUUGACUUGGACAUGACAAAUUAUAUCAAUUCAAUUUUGUCUUUCAUUUCUCUGGUGAUAUUUUAUUAUUACCAUGAAUGUCUGUGCUUCACUAUAAUUAUAUUAUAUUGUUAUAGCUCCAAUAUCCUCUGUCAACAACAUACAUUUUAUGAAUUAAUACAUUUUUUUAAUUUUUUUAUUUAAGAAUUAAGUAUUGACAAUUCUUUGUCAGGAAAGAGGAUGUUGUUCAGCCAGGUGAGAACGUUCAGAGACAGAAAGAGAACUGUGUUUUGGAAUGUUCUGGAACGUUCAGAGACAUAGAAAGAGAACUGUGUUUUGGAAUGUUCUGGAACGUUCAGAGACAUAGAAAGAGAACUGUGUUUUGGAAUGUUCUGGAACGUUCAGAGACAUAGAAAGAGAACUGUGUUUUGGAAUGUUCUGGAACGUUCAGAGACAUAGAAAGAGAACUGUGUUUUGGAAUGUUCUGGAACGUUCAGAGACAUAGAAAGAGAACUGUGUUUUGGAAUGUUCUGGAACGUUCAGAGACAUAGAAAGAGAACUGUGUUUUGGAAUGUUCUGGAACGUUCAGAGACAUAGAAAGAGAACUGUGUUUUGGAAUGUUCUGGAAAGUUCAGAGACAUAGAAAGAGAACUGUGUUUUGGAAUGUUCUGGAACGUUCAGAGACAUAGAAAGAGAACUGUGUUUUGGAAUGUUCUGGAACGUUCAGAGACAUAGAAAGAGAACUGUGUUUUGGAAUGUUCUGGAACGUUCAGAGACAUAGAAAGAGAACUGUGUUUUGGAAUGUUCAGAGACAUAGAAAGAGAAGCAUGUCAUGUGUUGGCUGAAUUGGGGAGUCAAUGUAUAAAAGGAAUGAUGUAUUAUGGAUAGUGUGAUAGAAGAGAACAUGUAUGGUUUUUCACUUUAGCAUGUAAAGAGCAUAUCAAGGAAUCGAUUGAAAUAGUAUCUCUAAAUCUCUUUAUCUCUAAAAAAAAAAAACAAGGAUUGUUUUAAAAGAUUAUAUAGAAGUGUACAUUAUGAUUACAUUAAAACAACCACCAUCUUGUGAUUUAAUUUAGAUGUAGAAUCAUUACUGUGUUAACAAUUUUAAAGGGUUACAUCAUAUGUACCGUAGCUUAUCACUGACCAUGUCCCAACUGGAGACCAGUGGAAGUAUUCAUCUAACAAAACAAAGUAUUUUCUCUCUUGGGAAUGUUUCUGUGUGAUUUCACGUAGAAAGUAAGUAGCACAAUGAAAUAUUUUCUUUCUAUAGCCUCUUAGGAUUUAAGCACAACUGUGUUCCGCUCUGCUCACCCCAACCUCGUGCUUCUGCUGCUGUGUACAUAGGAGCCUUUUUACUUGAUGUUUUUAAUAUAUUAAAAAAAUCAGAAUUAUUAUCUAUCAAAAUUAAUAAACUAUAUUCCACACCAA
Oncorhynchus tshawytscha (Chinook salmon) is the source of this 3819-nucleotide messenger RNA. RefSeq names its product G protein-activated inward rectifier potassium channel 3. Gene Ontology annotation, biological process: potassium ion import across plasma membrane; regulation of monoatomic ion transmembrane transport. The coding region runs from base 694 to 2193 and encodes 499 amino acids. Gene Ontology annotation, cellular component: plasma membrane. The transcript is spliced from 8 exons. Lineage: Eukaryota; Metazoa; Chordata; Actinopteri; Salmoniformes; Salmonidae. The record is from RefSeq and is a predicted model, not a curated record. Gene Ontology annotation, molecular function: inward rectifier potassium channel activity.